Molecule: messenger RNA, 780 nt
Organism: Micromonas pusilla CCMP1545
Lineage: Eukaryota; Viridiplantae; Chlorophyta; Mamiellophyceae; Mamiellales; Mamiellaceae
Exons: 3
Molecular function (GO): protein binding
Source: RefSeq, a predicted model, not a curated record
AUGGCGAUGAAACGCAACCGCGUCCGUCUCACGGACGACGAACGACGGAAGUUCGACGACGUCGGGCUCGACGACAUCAACGCGAUGACCGACCCCGCGACGCUGCACAAGCUCAUGCAGUACAUGGAAGAGGAAGGGUUCCCGCAGACCGCGAGCGUGGUGAAGAACCGCCUGAUCGCCCUGGGCGCGAAGAAGCCGGACGCGGUCGUCGAUUCGGAGACGGAAGCGGACGCGGCAUCGUUCGCGGAAGAUCUCGUUCGAUGGACGAACGACCUGAAGGCUGCGGACGUCGCGGACGCGGCGGAGCCGACGUUCGUGCGCGCGCGCGACCGCGACGGCGACGGCGUCGCGCCGAUCCGCUGCAUCCCGACGACGACCGUCAACCCCACGGGCGCGGACGAGGCGGCGAAGAAGAGGGCGAAGGACGACGCCGAGAAAUCGGACGAUGGAGAAGGACGUCCGGUUCCCGAGGAGCUCUCCGAAGCGGAGUCGAUGCUGUUCGGCGCGUCCGGUCUGACCCCGGAUGACUCCGAGGACAUGUCCGUCGCGAACACCGCCGUGGACGUGAAGAGGACGCUGAGAGCGAUGGAGGGCGCGACGGCGCGCGAACGGCGUUGGGUCGCGACGCGCGAAAAGGAAAAAGGCAACGAGCUGUUUAAAGCGCGCGAGUACCGCUCCGCGAUCGAGGCGUACGGGCUCUCCCUCGCGCUCGACCCGUCCUCCGCGGCGACGCGAUGCAACCGCGCGGCGGCGUACAUGAAACUGAAGCGAUGGCACGAC